GGAAAUCCAGGAUAGAUGGGGUGGAGCCCCGGGGUCCAGGCGUGGGGGCGCCGGGGUGCUGGGCUAGGCUCCUCCCUCGCUCCUCCUCCAUGUAACACAAGCUAUAAGAAGCCCUGUUUCACGUCAGUCUUGCAGUUCUCCUCAAAGCAGCGCGUCUUAAAGAUGAGGAGUGGCGUACUGGUGUCCAUACUGCUGGUGGUGACGAUUGGGGCUGUCAGAGCCUGGCCCCAGUACCCCGGGGUGAGCAGUGGUGCAGCAGCCGCUGACGAGAAGCAGCAGGCGGCGCAGGAAGGAAUAGCUGACCAGCAGCAGCAGGUGGGACAGGGCAGUUUCUGGUGGCAAGAUGAAGGAGUCUUUGAUAAAGGCGCUGAGGGAGUGACACUGACAGAAGACUUCACGUUCCAGCAGGUUGCGGACUGUAGCAAGAACUAUGGGUGCGUGCCGUGGCAGUUAUGUGUAGAUGGUGAGAUAAACACAAGUGGGAUAGGCCUGCUGAACCUGCGCACGCCUGAACCAGUGCCACAGCAGAACACUGGAACUCUGUGCGGUGGCAUCGGCAAGAUCUGCUGCCUUCUUCCUGGACAUACCACCGUCGCGGAGGGAGGCGGAUCGUCUGACAGCUUCGGCGGCACUGGCUCCAUCGUGGAGGUGGGAGCAGGUGGCCUAGCAGGGGGUGGUUCUGCUGCUGUCGUGGAGGGAGCAGGUGGUAGUGGUGGCUACCAAGGAGGUGGUUCCGCUACUGUCGUAGAGGGAGCAGGUGGAGCACCUCACAGCAGCGGCGGCACUGGUACUACCGUAGAUGUGGGAGCAGGUGGUGGCUCUGCUACUGCAGGUGGAGGAGCUCACGGGAGUGGCGGUACUGGUACUACCGUAGAUGUGGGAGCAGGUGGUGGUGGCCACCUAGCAGGGGGUGGCUCUGCUACUGCAGGUGGAGCAGCUCACGGCAGUGGCGGCACUGGUACUACCGUAGAUGUGGGAGCAGGUGGUGGCUCUGCUACUGCAGGUGGAGGAGCUCACGGGAGUGGCGGUACUGGUACUAUCGUAGAUGUGGGAUCAGGUGGUGGUGGUCACCUAUCAGGAGAUGGCUCUGCUACUGCAGGUGGAGCAGCUCACGGCAGUGGCGGCACUGGUACUAUCGUAGAUGUGGGAGCAGAUGGUGGCUCUGCUACUGCAGGUGGAGCAGCUCACGGCAGUGGCGGUACUGGUACUAUCGUAGAUGUGGGAGCAGGUGGUGGUGGCCACCAAGCAGGGGGUGGGUCUGCUGAUGUAGGUGGAGGAGCUCACGGCAGUGGUGGCACUGGUACUAUCGUAGAUGUGGGAGCAGGUGGUGGUGGCCACCUAGCAGGGGGCGGCUCUGCUGAUGUAGGUGGGGGAGCUCACGGCAGUGGCGGCACUGGUACUAUCGUAGAUGUUCAGCAACAACAAGGUGGGGGGCAAACUGUGGUAACAGGGAAGUGCGAAGAGACGAAGGAAUGUGUCCCAGCUUAUCUCUGCCAUGACGGUAAAAUCAACACCUCCGGAGAAGGCCUCCUCGACCUCCGCUUCGGUAAUAAGUGCGUUAACCCCAACUACCCGACGGUGGAGGCUGUGUGCUGUGCGUACCCAUCCUGCAAGGCCGGCAACUUGUGCGUAGCUCAAGGCGCCUGCGACGGCACCAUUGUCAAAGACGCCGCUGGCAAAUAUAAGGAUUGUUUUGUGGGCCCCAACUUGGAGGCGGGAAUCUGUUGCACGCCGCCGGCGCCUAAGCCAAUCCAGACGUGCCCGAGUCCCAAGACGUGCAUCACCCAGGCCCAGUGCACCGCCCGCACCACCCUCACCACAGACGGCGUUGGCAACAUCGACAUCAGAGUCCAUUCCCCUUGUUUCGUGAGCAAGGGAACUGUGGUAGGUGUGUGCUGCGACCCUCUCCCACCGCUGGAGAAAUGCUCGCUAGACGGAACACAAAAGUGUGUGGCGACGGGCUCCUGCGGCGGAAAAAUUACCGUCGACCCCCUUGGUGAAUACCAGACGUGCUAUGUGUCUGGCGGUGCCGGGGAGGUAGGCCAGUGUUGCACGCCUCCAGCACCCCUCAAGACGUGCCCGGGAGGAGAGACCUGCCUCGUGUCUGACCUCUGCUACUCUGAUGGCACUAAAUCUCCUCCUUCCAACUCGGCAUGUUACGUCAACCCCAACAUAGUGGGCGCGUGCUGCUACCCUCCCCCGAAGCCAAGUGAGCCCAUCCUCGACAGCUGUCCCGAGAACUCUGUAUGUCUGCCGGAGAUCCUCUGCCAAGGAGAGCUUCUCGAUAACACUGGUGCCUUCCUCCCCUACUCUAGCAGCGGCAAAUGGGCACAGUGUCGCUUAAGCGGUACUGGUCUUGUAUCUCCCGGAAGCUGUUGCCAGAACCCAAAACUACCACCGGUUGAUGAAACCUACGUGGCUGCAGGAAAGUGUGGUGUCCGCAAUGAGCUUCUUGAUACUCGCAUAAAAAAUGUUGACCUCCUUUACUAUCAGACCCACUUCGGCGAGUUCCCUUGGCAGGGAAUUGUCUUUUUCACUAACUACACCUUCAAGUGCGGUGCUUCCCUAAUCGGUGACCGCUGGCUGCUGACCGCAGCUCAUUGUGUUAAAGGAUUCACUCCACAAGACCUCCGUGUACGGCUCGGUGAGUGGCAGGUCGACGACUAUAAAGAACCUCUGCAGUACUACGACGCAAAUGUGGCAUCUAUUACAAUACACCCACUAUUUAAUCCCAAAAACGUCCACAAUGACAUCGCUGUGAUAGAGUUAAGUGAGCCCAUAGUAUUCAAGUAUCAUAUCAACACAAUUUGUCUUCCAAAUCAUGGACAAAUAAUUCCUAAGGGAACUCGAUGCUUUGCUACGGGUUGGGGUAAGGAUGCUUUCGAUGGCGGUCAAUAUCAAGUGAUCUUGAAGAAGGUCGAAGUACCAGUAGUGGACCGUAACGAUUGUCAGAAUCUACUACGAAAAACUCGUCUGGGCAAGUUCUUCAUCCUGGACAAAUCGUUCAUGUGUGCUGGAGGUGAAGAGAACAAGGACGCGUGCGAAGGUGAUGGUGGCGGACCUCUGGCCUGCCAGGAUCCCACCACAGGCGAUUAUGUCCUCACUGGCAUCACCGCCUGGGGCAUUGGCUGUGGUCAGAAAGACGUGCCUGGCGUGUAUGUUGAUGUCCAACACUUCCGUGAGUGGGUGAAUGGCAUCAUUAACAAGGAACAUCAACAGGAGCAGCAGCAGAGCGCAGGAGGAUACAGUGGAAAGUGAGCAAGUUAUAAGCAUAACCACUGUAAUAAAUAUGCCUGCUCAUACAGUACUUCAUGCUUAUUUAUAAAAUUGGCAAACAAUACAGCAGUGUAAUACUCACAAAAUAUAGUCUGUGAUAUUUCUUUUCUAUAAUAAAUGGAUUAUUUGACAAA
Molecule: messenger RNA, 3410 nt
Organism: Procambarus clarkii (red swamp crayfish)
Lineage: Eukaryota; Metazoa; Arthropoda; Malacostraca; Decapoda; Cambaridae
Biological process (GO): proteolysis
Molecular function (GO): serine-type endopeptidase activity
Source: RefSeq, a predicted model, not a curated record